This is a messenger RNA of Brassica napus (rape), 1762 nucleotides long. RefSeq names its product cytochrome P450 71B21. Lineage: Eukaryota; Viridiplantae; Streptophyta; Magnoliopsida; Brassicales; Brassicaceae. The record is from RefSeq and is a predicted model, not a curated record. Gene Ontology annotation, molecular function: iron ion binding; oxidoreductase activity, acting on paired donors, with incorporation or reduction of molecular oxygen; heme binding. The coding region runs from base 104 to 1603 and encodes 499 amino acids. The transcript is spliced from 2 exons.
UAUAUAUAUAUAGUUCUUCUAAUCACGCAAUAUUCACUCAAAACACAAAUCAAUUUAACAACAACAACAACGAGAUCAACAACAGAAAAAUAUCAAAUCAAGAAUGUCGAUGUUUCUCUAUUUCUUUUUGUCAAUGCCUCUUCUUUUUAUUUUCUUCAAAAGGCUCUCAAAUUCUAAGGGGAAGUUUCCCCCGGGACCUAUGGGGCUUCCGAUCAUCGGAAACUUGCACCAACUUGGAAAAUCUCUUCACAGAUCAUUUCACAAACUCUCUCAAGAGUAUGGACCCGUGAUGUUUCUUCGUUUUGGCGUGGUCCCUGUGGUUGUGUUCUCCACAAAAGAAGCAGCUGAAGAAGUUCUCAAGACUCAUGAUCUCGAGACUUGUACUCGACCAAAGCUAUCUGCGACGAAGUUGUUCUCUUACAACUACAAAGACAUUGGCUUUGCUCAGUACGGUGAUGAUUGGAGAGAGAUGAGGAAGCUUGCGAUGCUCGAGCUCUUCAGCUCGAAAAAACUAAAAGCGUUCAGGUAUAUCCGAGAGGAAGAGAGUGAAUUGCUCGUCAAGAAACUCUCUAAAUCUGCUGAGACACAAACUUUGGUGGAUUUGAGAAAAGCUCUUUUCUCUCUUACCGCGAGUAUCAUAUGUAGACUCGCUUUUGGACAGAACUUCCACGAGUGCGAUUUUGUCGAUAUGGACAAAGUUGAGGAGUUGGUGCUCGAGUCUGAGACCAAUCUUGGCUCAUUCGCGUUCACUGACUUCUUCCCCACGGGCCUUGGGUGGAUUAUAGACCGGAUCUCUGGCCAACAUUCGGAGCUGCACAAAGCCUUUGCAAGACUAAGCAAUUUCUUUCAACAUGUGAUCGAUGAUCAUUUGAAGCCUGAACAACCUCAAGAUCAUUCAGACAUCAUUGGUGUCAUGCUGGAUAUGAUCAAUAAAGAGAGCAAAGUUGGCUCUUUCAAAGUCACAUAUGACCAUCUUAAAGGAGUCAUGUCGGAUGUAUUUUUGGCGGGAGUAAACGCAGGCGCUAUAACGAUGAUAUGGGCCAUGACCGAGCUGACAAGACAUCCAAGAGUGAUGAAGAAACUCCAACAAGAGAUUCGAGCAACUCUUGGAGACAACAAAGAAAAAAUCACUGAACAAGAUUUGGAGAAAGUUCACUUCUUGAAACUUGUGAUCCAAGAAACUUUCAGACUACACCCACCAGCUCCCCUCUUGCUCCCAAGAGAGACAAUGUCUGACAUCAAGAUUCAAGGUUACAACAUUCCUAAAAACACAAUGAUUGAGAUCAACACAUACGCAAUAGGACGUGAUCCCAAUUGCUGGACGAACCCUAACGAGUUUAUCCCCGAGAGGUUUAUAGAUAACCCUAUAGACUACAAGGGUCAGCAUUUUGAACUGUUGCCAUUCGGUGGAGGCCGUAGGAUCUGUCCCGGGAUGGCCACUGGGAUGACCAUCGUGGAGCUCGGUCUACUUAAUGUUCUUUACUUCUUUGAUUGGAGUUUACCCGAUGGAAUGACCAUUGAAGACAUUAACAUGGAAGAAGCUGGAGCUUUCGUCAUAGCCAAGAAAGUCCCGCUUGAGCUGGUUCCAGUUAUUCAUUACUAGUGGAUGAUGCCUUGAUACCGUUUGAAUUUCUUUUUGGCUCUUCGCAGUCUCACGAUUAAUUCCUUUGUCUGUUUAUUAUUUUUUUAUAGGUUCCCUAAUGUCACUUGUUUGUUUAAUAAAUUUCUUAAAAGCAAUAAAUAAAUGUCUGUUUAUAUUAAA